UGUGCACGGCGCUCCCCAGUCCGUGUGAAACAAUCAGAGAGCGACAGUGAACCCAGAGAGAUGGCGCUGCGAGCCUGUGGCUUCAUAGUGUUCCGCCUGGCCGACUCUCUUCCCCCACCAGACAACAUCGAGUACCUCCUCCUGCAGACGUCCUACGGCAAGCACCACUGGACCCCACCUAAAGGUCAUGUGGACCCAGGGGAGGAUGACCUCACCACAGCCCUGAGAGAGACCAAAGAGGAGGCGGGGCUUGGGGCAGAUCACCUGCGGGUGGUUGACGGCUUUUUGCAGGAGCUGCGCUACGAAGUGCAAGGCAGACCCAAGGAGGUGCUGUACUGGCUGGCCGAGCUGAGAGACCCACGGACAGCAGUGACUUUGUCGGACGAGCACCAGGACUACCGCUGGGCCCGGCUGGAGGAGGCCUGCAUUCUGGCCCAGUACAAAGACCUGCAGGACACACUGAGAGCAGCACAGACACACUUACAAGCUCGGGAAGACAAACAGUGAUGUGACAGGGUUUAGGCUGAACAGAGAGGAUGAUUACAGAGAUGGCAUUCAAGAUGAUGUUUCAACUGGCAUGUUGAAACAUCAUCUCUUUUGGCAUCCAGUCUGAAAGCGCUGCUUUUAAUUCAUGCAACCGAAUAAUGUCUCUUUCUGAACUGUAUUUUGUCUUUGUUAAUCCAUUUAAUACAUUGUCUGUGCUGUGCAGUCUUAAGUGAAAACACAGUUCGAAAUGAAGCAACGAUUGAAAAUCAGAUGACUGAUUUGAUGCAAGUCACUGCACAAAAACAUGAUUAUCUAUGUCGUUGAAUUAAUGUGUAACAGUAUCAAAGCAUACAUGAUGCUGAUCUGAAUGUUAUUAAACUGAAACUGUCAGUUGGACUCUUUAUCCCUCUAAAGGUCAGUAAAAUAGCACAUAAAGAUGAAGAUAUGUGGUAAUUAUUCUUUUAUCUGUCUGUAGUUAAAAUCAACAAGUAAAAAUUUCUAGUCGUUUAUUUAAAAAUUCCAAGAAAAGAGAUGCAAAGGAUCUCACUCACAGAACAGAUGCCAGUAUCCAAUACUCGGGUAGUAGUGUUAUAGCUCAAGUAAUAAAGUAAGUGGAUGAAAUAAAAGUAGAUGCUAUCACA
Molecule: messenger RNA, 1127 nt
Organism: Pleuronectes platessa (European plaice)
Lineage: Eukaryota; Metazoa; Chordata; Actinopteri; Pleuronectiformes; Pleuronectidae
Gene: nudt2
Product: nudix (nucleoside diphosphate linked moiety X)-type motif 2
Exons: 3
Coding region: 61-507 (148 amino acids)
Biological process (GO): ATP biosynthetic process; AMP biosynthetic process
Molecular function (GO): bis(5'-nucleosyl)-tetraphosphatase (asymmetrical) activity
Source: RefSeq, a predicted model, not a curated record